This is a messenger RNA of Ceratina calcarata, 3600 nucleotides long. RefSeq names its product Kinesin-like protein at 61F. The record is from RefSeq and is a predicted model, not a curated record. NCBI's taxonomy places the organism in Eukaryota, Metazoa, Arthropoda, Insecta, Hymenoptera, Apidae. Gene Ontology annotation, biological process: spindle elongation; mitotic spindle assembly; microtubule-based movement. The transcript has 16 exons. The coding region runs from base 429 to 3368 and encodes 979 amino acids. Gene Ontology annotation, cellular component: nucleus; spindle microtubule; mitotic spindle. Gene Ontology annotation, molecular function: microtubule binding; ATP binding; plus-end-directed microtubule motor activity.
ACUAACAAUACGUUGUUUCGAUUAUUUCGAAUCGUUCGUAUUUAACUUCAAGCGAUCUUACAGAUUAGUUAUUUGUUAAUUUAUAAAUAAUAUUAAUAAUUAUGACUUACCAUAUCGGGAAAGAUAAUUUAUGUUAUUUAUUCACAUAUGAUUUUUCACAAUUUUGCAAUAACAAACGAACCCAAUGAAAUGAGAAAAAAACCGGGAUACAUACAAACUCUUGUGAUCAUGCGCAGCAUGUAAAGUGUGAGACCCCUGAAGGAAGCGACGUGAACUUAAUUUCAGUUCAAAUCUGGCAUUCAACGGUCGCUAUUGUACAGAGAACAUGAGAAGCAUCGAAUCAUAACAUAAUCAAUCUGUUGAGUGCUAAGAGAUCGAAAGUGAACAGAAUAUCUGAUAAAAAAUUAACGACGACACGCAAUACAAAAAUGGAAAAGCAACAGAUACAAGUUUUCGUUCGCGUGAGGCCAGUAAAUGAUGCCGAGAGAGCUGGUACGUCAAUGAUAGUUGUUGAUACACCAUCUAACAAUGAGGUAGUUGUUCGUGAAAAACCUCAUGAUAAAAUUGCAAAAAAAUUCACUUUCAACAAAGUAUUUGGGCCUAAUUCGAAACAAACAGAAGUAUACAAUGCAGUUGUCAGUCCUUUACUUGAGGAAGUUCUGGGUGGAUAUAAUUGCACGGUGUUUGCCUAUGGGCAAACUGGUACUGGAAAAACUUUUACAAUGGAAGGAACUGACACUGACCCAUCAGUACACUGGCAAACGGAUACGAAUGCUGGCAUUAUACCAAGAGCUUUGAGUCAUUUAUUUGAUGAACUCCGUGUAUUAGCAGUGGAGAGCUAUUUUGUGAGGGUCAGCUUUUUAGAACUAUAUAAUGAGGAAAUUUUUGAUUUGUUAUCAUCAAAUGAUGACAGUACUAAAAUAAGGAUAUAUGAUGAUCCGACAAAAAAGGGAGCUGUAAUAAUACAUGGCUUAGAAGAAAUGCCAAUCUGUAAUAAGAAUGAAGUAUUUAAAAUCCUCCAGAAGGGAUCAGAAAAAAGACGAACAGCACCUACGUUAAUGAAUGCACAGUCAAGUCGAUCUCAUACAAUAUUUUCUAUUACUGUACAUAUAAAAGAAGCUACUACAAGUAGUGAAAAUUUAUUGAAGACGGGAAAAUUAAAUUUAGUUGACUUAGCUGGUAGCGAAAAUGUUGGCAGAUCUGGAGCUAUCGACAGAACAGCCAGAGAAGCUGGCAACGUUAAUCAAUCUUUGUUAACUUUAGGACGAGUUAUAACAGCGCUCGUAGAAAAAACCCCUCAUAUUCCUUAUCGAGAAUCAAAGUUGACACGACUACUUCAAGAAUCCUUGGGUGGAUGCACAAGAACUUCUAUAAUUGCUACAAUAUCUCCUGCCAGUAUUAAUGUUGAAGAAACAUUGUCGACUUUGAACUAUGCUCACAGAGCAAAGAAUAUUACGAACCAGCCUGAGAUCAAUCAUAAAUUCUCCAAGAGGACUAUGCUUCAAGAGUAUACCGGAGAGAUUGCGAGACUAAAAAAAGAUUUACUAGCGUGUCGUGAACGAAACGGAGUUUAUCUGACACAGAAAAGUUAUAAUGAAAUGCAAUCUCUCAUAGAAUUUCAAAAUAAAGAGAUAGAAGAGAAAUUGAUUCACAUUAAUGCACUUGAAACAUCUAUGAAUACGAAAGAGCAAAUAUUCAAUGAAUUGAAAACAAGAAACUCUGAACAAGCAAAUGAAUUAUUACACGUCGAUAAAAACUUGAAGGAGACAGUAGAAAAUUUAGAUCAUUUAUCAUCAUGUUUGUUAAUGACGGAACAAGAGAGAGAAGAGCAAGAACAUCUCGUCGAGAAACACGCGGCUACUGAAAACGUUCUGUACUCACAAGUACAAGAGGUGUUAAAUGUUGCUGAUACAGCUACUACAGAUGUGCAGAAACUUCACGACAAAAUUUACCGUAAAAUGCAAAUACAACAACAAAACAGCCGCCUUGGCCAGCAAUUUAAAGCGAAUAUUAACGAACGAUUAAAAGCGAUCGAAAAAGAUGAGCUUUUAAUGAAUAUUGAAAAUAUGAUGAAGUUUCAUUCAUUUAUGAAAAAUGAUUUUAACGCGCGAAUUCUUUCAUUCGCAGAGGAUAUAGAUAAAAAUAUUCAGUUUGUAUCUGUGAAACUCAUUGAUCGCAAGAAAUGUAUGAAAGAUCAAUUAAUGAAGUUCAUAAGUGAUUCUCAUUUAAGGUAUCAGCAGUUACUUGAAAAUGAAGGGAAGACUACUGCCGAUUUGACCGAGAAAAAACUUGAUAUAUUAAAUAAUGUGUCACUUCUGAUAGCAGAGAAAAUCCAUCAGUUAAAAGAAAACAAACUAGCCACGGAUUUCUAUGCUUUUAAAACUGACAUUUCUAAAAAAUAUAACGAUUUAAUCGAAUGUACAAAACGAUUAACAGUACUGAGCUCUAAACGGUUGGUCGAAGACCGUGACCGUUCAAUUAAAAAUAAGGUUGAGAUUCAAGAACUUGUCGAGCAUAUUAGACAAAGCCAGAAAGAUAUCUUAAACAAACAAAGGAAUUUUGCGAAGAUGAUGGAGGACUUACAACGUUGUUUCAAUGAGAUGCAGACAGAAGAAAACAAAAUUCAUUGUUUAACUCACGACACAUUGAAUAAUAUUGAUGGAAUUUCUGAAAUUAUGAAUAAACAGAUUUUAGAUAACUACAACGUAAACACAGAAAGGGAAAAUAGUUUACAAGAAACAUUAGAAAAUAAUUUGGAAACAGUAAAACAAAUCGUCAACGAAAAAACAGACAAGGCUCAAUUAGCGGCCGAAAAUAUAGCACAGUGUAAAAUAUUAAUAAGUCAGUUCCAAGAAGAUUUAACUAACAAUUGUAAUACAUUCAUAGAGUACAGAAACUCUGUGGAACGUAAUAUUACGGAAGUACAACAAAAAGCAAAAAAAAGUGAAAAUCUUCUGUUAUCAACUAUCAAUAAUAUCUACACAAAAUUGUACACUAUUGGUAACGAGCAUAAUAAAUCUUUGGAUCAAUAUAAAAUAGGAUUUAUAGAUGUACUAACGAAAAUGAGUGAAGUAUUUGAGGACGAAAACGAUAGUCUUGCGAAUGUAAAUGAUAAUAUUGUUGCAAACAUGCAAACAAUACAUGAAGAGAUCGACAAAUUAUUUACAGGCGAUUAUGACACUCCGACAGGUUCAACGCCUGUGAAAAGGAACUUUCAAUAUUCUAGGAAGCUCGUUAAAACUUCACCACAAGAUCAAAUUCUCAGAAGAUUUAGAGAAACGCUUCAUGAAAUUGAACAUACAGAGAACGAACCGGAAGAUAUAUUAAAUAAUGAUACACCCACAAAAUCAAUUGAGGGUACAAGCUGAAAAUUUACUUGGAGAUAUUAUUGUAGAAUUUAAGGUAAUUUUUAUAUUCUUUGAGUUUAAACUGUAAAUAUAUUAUAUUUUUUUAACUUUAUACAGAAAUAAAAUCGUAACAAUAUAGAGAUAAAAUCAGCUAGAAUCUUUCUGUCUAUAUGGAGGAAUUGACACAGGCGUUGUCACUCUUUAGUAAUCUCUCCUCAGUGAUUGUAGACAUCUUUUUAUUUAAACGUUUAGC